This is a messenger RNA of Patiria miniata (bat star), 1747 nucleotides long. Its product is annotated as perlucin-like protein. NCBI's taxonomy places the organism in Eukaryota, Metazoa, Echinodermata, Asteroidea, Valvatida, Asterinidae. Bases 402 to 890 code for a protein of 162 amino acids. The record is from RefSeq and is a predicted model, not a curated record. The transcript has 3 exons.
UCAUGAGAACUUUUAGAGGCAUGGAAACGACUCGAAUAAGAAUCUACAAGAGCCGUGUCAGUAAGAAACGCAAAAAGCGCCUUUUGUAAUUAGGCUUAAGAAGGUAUGUAGGUUCUGUGUGUGGGGAUGUCCCUUUCGCUCUACCUCUGCCAAAACAUCUCUGCCGAAUUAACUAACAUCAAGGAGAAUUAAGGUCCAGAGAUGCACCCGCUUCGUUUUCCUAUAUAUAUUUGUGUUAGCGCCUCUUUCGAUUCACAAUCAUCUGGAUUCGUCUGAGUCUACAUCUGGCUGAUCAGCAUCACAGUCAUCUUGAACAGACAGUUUGAAGAAAUCGGGGAGAGAACUUGUUUGAGGGCCCACAGUCAGACGAUUCUCCCCAACGAACUACAUCGAAGCCAACCAUGAACCGACUUCUCCUAGCCUGGGUGUUUCUGGCGGCUGCCACUGCCUCGGUGAGCGCCUGGUGUUCUUCGGGCUACACUCAGCGUCCGGGAGGCAACUGCUACAAGUUGUGGAACACGGAAGACGAAUGGUGGCUGUACGCUGACCAUGUCUGCAGAGCCGAAGGAGCCUGGCUGGCCACUAUCAGAAACGAGGCGGACAGUGUGUGGGUCAACAACUUCUUCAUAACCAAUAGGCGCCACCACUGUGAGGAUUGGUACUGGAUCGGAGCCAAUGAUCUGGUAAGGGAGGGACUCUGGAGAUGGGCGGAGGAUGGUAGCGUACUCAACUAUUUCAACUGGCGGCCUGGUGAGCCAAACAACGUUGGAGGUGAGGAGGACGUUGUGGAGGUCAACAGCAACAAUCGCCAGUGGAACGACAACAAAGUAACCGAUACUGCCCAAUUGUGCUUCGUCUGCGAGAAGAAACCAAUAGGGAGUGGUUACUAGAAGCUUCACAAUAGUUGAUCUUGUAUAACGUCAAAAUAUAAGAAAUACUUAAUAAAAUUUAAAACAAAUUAUGGCCAGUGCUUGCCAUUGGAUGUGAGUGGGAGAAUCCGCUCACCGAAUUUCGUAAAAUGUAUCUGAAAAGAGUUUUCCCAUGAAGAAUGGCUGUAAGGUUGUGCAGUGCUAGACCAUAGAUGUUGUAUCGCGCCCUUUUGCAAAUCCAAGUGUGCUAUUCAUAGCCAUGAUGUCAGACCAUGCCGUUUUAGCUAUAACUCUGUACGUGAGUCAAUUUCGUGAAGAAUUUGUUUCAUCUUUGGAGGAUAAAUUCCGGGGUCCAUAAUUGUCGGUAUGAAUUUUAAAUGAUCCAUAACCGAUUAUCCUUAAUUGUACAAUGUUUCAUAAUAUUCAGGGAGAUCAAUUGCAGUAACUUGGGGGGCUUUUCUUAAGCAAAUUUUAAGACAAGUUUAGGGCCUACAAAUUUCACGUGAUUUGUACAGGUCAAUGAAUGGGAUUUGGGGUUAAAUUCAAGGGUUAUAUUGCAGUACAUGUAAUAGCCUAAUUAUUAAUCCGAGAUUAUCCCGUCUUUAUUGUAUUUUAGUGAACCAGUUUAACCAGUCAGUUCAGAAUAGUUCAUCAGUACAUCAGUUCAUUAAUGUAUCUGUUGUGGAACAAGCUGCCAUUUUGCCUGAGUAGGCAAGAAAACUGUAAUCUAAUGCACAAAUAAGGUCUGUGUGGAGAUCAGAGAGUGAAUAAAACAAGGGAACCAGCAGAAAAAAACUGUGUUCACAGGUUGAGCAGAUUUCUUCUUAUUUAACUGUUUCCAAUAAAAGUUUCAAUGUGACUGAUAACGUACAGGAAAA